This is a messenger RNA of Paramuricea clavata, 534 nucleotides long. Lineage: Eukaryota; Metazoa; Cnidaria; Anthozoa; Malacalcyonacea; Plexauridae. The record is from the annotation of a GenBank genome assembly.
AUGAAGGUGAAGCUUGCAACACAAGUGUUAAGUCGGUCAGUGGCAAUUGCCUUGGAAGAAGCUGAUAAUUAUGAAGUUUUGGGAACUGCUGAAUUUUGCCGAAUGAUGAAUUCAUUUUUUGAUUGCACUAAUGUACGAUCUCGUACAGAGCAUAUCCACAAGAAAAAUGAAUUCAUUAAGCCUUAUACUUCCCUCAAUGAUGAAAGAUUUGAGUGGUUAUUGAAUGUAUUUCUUGUGUACUUGGAGAAUUGGAGGAAGUCAACUUUGGAGAGAGAAGGCAAUUACUCAUCUGAUGCGAGAGGUAAAAUGUUUCUAUCACAACAAACAUACGAAGGCCUCAAGAUUUCUGUUUAUUCCCAUGUUGAAGCCAUCAAAUUUCUGCUAGAAAAUGGAUUUGAGUAUGUGCUAAGUGAACGGUUUAUGCAGGAUGUCCUUGAGGACUAUUUUGGACAUCAGCGGGCUAAAGGACACAGGUCUGAUAAUCCAAGUGCAUACGAGUUUGGUUAUAAUGAUCUUACGAUAGGAAUUCAGUGA